UCCACAGUGAUUAACUUAAAAAUCGAAAUAAUCUAAAUUUUAAGGGAAUGACUUCUAGUUGUAGUUUUAUAUAUUGUUUCAAGAGGUGCAAAGGUUGUGAAAUGUCUUUUCUUCUAACUUUCUGAGCACAUCUCUCCAUUUUUUUUAAACGCACCAAUGUGGUGCGACCCAAGUACAUCGAAAAUAGUAACGCGUGGUGUUCACUCGUAUGUUUCAAGAUAGCGAAUCGUUUGAUUUUCUUGGCAAGCUAUGAAUUAUUCACAGAAUAUCCACAAGUCUACUAUCAACUAUUGUCGACAUGAUACACACGUAAUUACAGGGCAAUUGCGGCGGAAAACGUGCAUUGUCCUAUGAAUCGUGCAAAUAAUAACAGAUUCGUGUGAAAGGGGACGUCCUGAUGCAGUCCUAUAUAAAAGGUGCAGUCGUCUGAUAUGUGUGCAUUUCGUAGUGAGGUAGUAAUAUGACUGGUAGCGAGCGGCCACAGAAUUCCAUCCUGGAUUUCCCUAAACGUUUCAUGGUUAUCACCGGAAUAUGGCGCGCUUCUUCCAUUACACUAAAUUCGUCAGCGCAGAAAGCAUACAUCGCCUAUUGCGUCUUUGUUAAGCUCUACUACUCGCUGUUCGUAGCGUUGGCGGUCAUAAAAUUCACCAUGAGUGUUUUGUCGGAAAAUUCCACGGAGUUCAGACAACUCUCGUACAUUAUUUCAAUGCUGACGACCCUUUACGCUGCCAUGGUCUGCGAUACCAUCAACUUCAGGCGAAUUAUAUCUUACAUUGAGGACAGAGAAAAUUAUCUUGCCGGCUGCGAUGACGAGGACCUUUUGAAGCUAUAUUCCCUACUUACGAAAACCGGGAAAUUCGUCAGUACAACUUUAGUCCUCACAGUGGCGAGCACAGGGUCCGCCGUUAUUUUGGAAAAUAUAUGGCGUAACGUGGCGAUAGCGAAACAUAACUCAGGUGGAAACGGGACGGCCGAAAUCGCGUUCAUCAUCGACCUGUACUACUUCGGACUCACUACGCGGAAACCAGCGACUGCUUUCAUUCUCGUUAAUGAAUGCAUGUCGGUGUUCAAUAUCAUAAUGACUUUCGCUACCAAAAGUAUCACACUGACGUGCAUGAUUUUCGCAAGCUAUGCGUUGCAGGAGCUUCAGAUUAGACUCAGGAAAAUCGGAAUGGAUGCAGAUGUUGACUUCGGAUUUAAACGAGCAGUUUCGCAGCACCUAGACGUUAUCAGUUACAUCCAUGAUUUAAACGAUUUGGUAAAAUACUUAAUCUUGUUCGAGUACUUAUUCGAGUCACUGAACGUUGCCGUUCUCUCAGUUCAGCUAGCCGCGUACGAAUCCCAGACGCUGUUGUCAUCGGCAUCGUACCUGAGUUACCUUCUACUGCAAAUCUUCAUGCUAGGUUGGACAGCCGACGAAAUAAAAAUGCAGAGUGUGGCCUUAUCCGAUGCAUUGUACCAAUGCCCUUGGUACGAACAAAACGAAGCGUCCAAGAAGGUGAUACUGGUGAUGAUCAAGCUGACCCAGAAGCCUUUGACUUUGACGAUUGGUCCUUUUGACGCGAUGACCAUGCAGUCUGCUCUAGCGAUUAUAAAGGGAUCUUACUCGUACGUGACGCUAAUGACGAAUAGUUACCAAUAAUGGUAAACAAUAGAACCUCCUUGUUCCCACUCUUACUUAUAUAAAUUGAUUUAAAUAAAAGAGAAAUAAUCUAUACAGUGUGUAACCUAAUGUUGGUAAUAAUAUUCUAAAUAAUAAUAUUUGUUAUUCAUUGUUAUGUAAAGCCAUACUCUAGCCCCUGUUUAAUGCUGGUAACGCAGUAACUUUUGAAGCCAACACAAUAAUAUGUUGAGAAGACAUAUUCAAGCCUGAAUAAGACUUCAGCCUGCUUUUCUUUUUCUUAUAAGCUUUCCAGAAAAAGAAAAGGCGGAUUAAUAUAUCGAUGUGGUCUCUAUGACUUUUGUGUCAACUUAAAAGCUACCGGUCGGAAGGAUAAAAGUGAAUUUUUUAAAAGUUUCCUUAUGAAUUCACUAACCAAAAUAGGUACAUGAUCCAAAUUACCUGGAUAACAAGUAGGUAGUCUUCUCUAUUUUUCAAAAUAUAUGUGAGAAAGAUUACCUUGAAUUCCCUUAUCGCACAAUCCUUUCGUCUUUUAAUCAAAUCCAACCCAAACACCGUGUACAUUUUACUUUAGAACCUAAGCUCUCACAAAAUGGAGGGUCUGCUAGCUCAAGGAAAGCCUCAGGGCCGAUGUCGACGUGGCAGAUCUUCGCAACGUUAGUAAUGAAGAUGAUGAUGAACCAAAAUACUUAUUUAACAAAAAUGAUUAGGAAUAAUUGUAUUGUGGGAACCCAUGGAUGCUCUUAAUAUAGUGUGAUAUA
Molecule: messenger RNA, 2382 nt
Organism: Cylas formicarius (sweet potato weevil)
Lineage: Eukaryota; Metazoa; Arthropoda; Insecta; Coleoptera; Brentidae
Product: odorant receptor 2a-like
Exons: 5
Coding region: 461-1642 (393 amino acids)
Biological process (GO): detection of chemical stimulus involved in sensory perception of smell; sensory perception of smell
Cellular component (GO): plasma membrane
Molecular function (GO): odorant binding; olfactory receptor activity
Source: RefSeq, a predicted model, not a curated record